Acaulospora colombiana is the source of this 348-nucleotide messenger RNA. NCBI's taxonomy places the organism in Eukaryota, Fungi, Glomeromycota, Glomeromycetes, Diversisporales, Acaulosporaceae. The record is from the annotation of a GenBank genome assembly.
UUGGUGAUAGAUGUGGUCAAGACCCGAUUACAAGUUGAGGCCAGAAAGGGAGAGUCCCAUUAUAAAGGCCUGUUUGAUGCCUUCAGGAAGAUCCUGAGAGAAGAAGGACCUCGUGCAUUAUUCAAAGGAGGUCCAGCUCGUGUCAUCCGAAGUAGCCCUCAAUUUGGCUUCACAUUAUUGGCAUAUGAGCAGCUACAUCACUAUCCUUGGGGUGAACAACCAAAGAAGAUUGACACGAUGUUUACGCGAGUUCCCGAGGACUUGUCUAUGAUUCGUGCCCGGAAUGCGCUCAAGAUUCUGUUAGACGUUCAUGGUGAUAUAGGUCGAAAGUUACAGGAUAGAUCUUGA